Messenger RNA from Ilex paraguariensis (yerba mate), 2272 nucleotides. Lineage: Eukaryota; Viridiplantae; Streptophyta; Magnoliopsida; Aquifoliales; Aquifoliaceae. The record is from the annotation of a GenBank genome assembly.
UUAGACAAAAUCCAAACAAGAAAAACAAAACAAAGCAACAGAAACACAACACAAAACACAGAAACACACAAGUGGGGGAUUUGGCAAACAAAGGAGGAGACCAGGGAGAGCCCACGAAGUGCAGUCGUGGGAGACUGAAUUACAGCUCCAACGGACUGCUGCUGUGAUUCUCUCUUUCCUUCUCUCUCUAAGCUUCUCUCUCUCUGUCUCUCCAGAUCCAGAUGAUACGGGAGAGAUUGAGGAAAUUGCAGCUGAUAGCUUGAUCCUUGGUUGCUUUUAGGUUUGUUUUGUAACAACUGUCCAAAUACGCUGUAUGCCACAGUAUGGGAGUAAAAUGGCCUUUUUUGACUUGCAAAUUUAGCAUUUCUACCUUAUUAAAAAGGGGUUUUGCUAAAAGGUAGUUGAUAAUCCCAGCCCGGAGAACCAUAAAACAGAUAUCCAGGUCAGAAUUUUCUGAUUAUUUGGGGAGUCACAAUUUCGUAUGGCUGUUGCCAAAAGCAACAGCAAUAGCAAGUCAUCAUUUUUGCUUUGCAAUUGUUACAAAGUUGCAAACUUGGGUGAGACCAUUUUGGAUCCAAAUCAGACAUCAAAUUUGAAAGAUCGGUAUGUUCUGGGAGAGCAGUUGGGCUGGGGACAGUUUGGCAUUAUCAGGGCAUGCUCUGAUAAGUUGACUGGAGAAGUAUUGGCAUGCAAAUCAAUUGCCAAGGAUAAAUUGGUCACCCAGGAUGAUGUGCGGAGUAUCAAGCUUGAGAUUGAGAUAAUGACAAGGUUGUCUGGGCACCCAAAUGUUGUAGAUCUCAAGGCAGUUUAUGAGGAGGAAGAUUAUGUUCAUUUGGUGAUGGAGCUUUGUGCUGGGGGAGAGCUUUUUCAUCAGUUGGAGAAGCUCGGGAGAUUAUCUGAGGCUGGGGCUAGAAUACUAUUCAGGCAACUGAUGCAAGUGGUGAUGUAUUGUCAUGACAAGGGUGUCGUUCAUAGGGAUUUGAAGCCGGAGAACAUCCUGUUAGCCACAAAAACCUCCUCUUCACCAAUUAAAUUGGCUGAUUUCGGUCUUGCAACCUACAUCAAGCCAGGGAUGAAGUUGAAUGGGACUGUUGGUAGUCCAUUUUAUAUAGCUCCUGAGGUGCUGGCAGGAGGCUACAACCAGGCGGCUGACAUCUGGAGUGCAGGUGUUAUCCUUUACAUUCUUCUUAGUGGGAGGCCACCAUUUUGGGGGAAGACUAAGUCGCGAAUAUUUCAUGCUGUUAGAGUAGCUGAUUUGCGGUUUCCUUCUGAUCCCUGGGAUGAUAUAUCUGACUCUGCAAAGGAAUUGGUUAGGAGAAUGCUCUGUAAAGACCCUUCUCAAAGGCUAACAACUCUGCAAAUUCUAGGUCACACUUGGAUGAGGGACCCUGCACCACUUCUUGAAGAACCAUAUGUAUGGGAAAAGCAAAGUUGUGGAGAAUCGGAUUUGGGUAGAGGGUCUUUCUCUGCAAACUUUAUGCCUAGAAAUGAGGACAUCAGUUUUGGCAUCGGCUCCCCUAUUAUUUGUGAUGCCUCACCACCUGAAGUUACAUGCAGAUCAUUGUUUUCUUCUUUUUUGAGGGACCCAUCAACACAUUGCUUUGAAACUGGCGGCUUUUCUUUCCACAGCAGUUGUGGAUCAGACACCCUGGAAUUCUCUACCCCUCUCCUUUCAAUGACAAGCUUUGCAUUCUUCAGCCCAGGUACCGCACAAGACCAAGGAAAUUGUGCGUUGGAUUUCUCGGCCAACAUUUCCACAGAAGAUUCUGUCCAUAAAGAGGAAAGCUUGGGCAAACUGUUUAUGGUACCGGACUCUUCUCUGUGCUUUGGGUAUGAGACAAGAGAGAUGGACAAUAAGGCAGCUGAAAUGAAAAGGACAGGAGGAACCAAUUGGUCUAGAAUGUCAAACAUCCGCAGCAAGAGGAACCGUACAAUUGGGCAUGGUGAAUUUGAGCAGCUCGAUCUUGUGGUUACUGAGUCAGUAAUUCGGUGGGCAUCAUGCACACGUCUCCCUACUGCCACCUCCCUUAGAUCUUCUCUUGUCUGUUGAAAGUGUGGAUCGGGUGGCAAAAUUGGAUCAACCUGCAGGAUCUAAUGAAGAAUGAAGAUGAAGAUACUUGACCUAAUGUGCCUACUUGCAAUUUUUGUGCUAAUGUAAUGUAGUAGGUUUGUAGUUGAACUCCAGUGAUGAACCCUAAUACUUGCUUCCAGUUUGAUGUUUGCUCUGUAAAGGUUUGUACCAUGAGUAAUAUUUUUCGAAUUUCUCAGGUCA